AUGGCCUCCAACUCUCCCCCUCCGACCCUCGUGGCGGACGAAAAGGGUUCCUCCCAGCACAAAGACCUCGUCUUCCAUGACGCCCACGACGCUGCCGGCCACGACCAGGCCGCCACCGACCAGUAUGGCCGCGCCUUGGUCGAAUUCGAUCGCGCCGCCGAACGACGCCUGCGCUUGAAGAUUGAUUUCUGCAUCGUCCCCACCGUCGCCCUGCUGUAUCUCUUCUGUUUCAUCGAUCGUGCAAACAUCGGAAACGCCAAACUGGCCGGCCUGGAAAAAGACCUCGGGCUCAAAGGCAACGACUACAACAAAGUCCUCUCCAUUUUCUACAUCUCCUACAUUCUUUUCGAAGUCCCCUGCAACAUCGCCUGUAAAUGGAUGGGUCCCGGUUGGUUUCUGCCUCUGACCACCGUCCUUUUCGGCGUGUGCUCCCUGGGCACCGCCUUUGUCAAUGACAUCCACGCCGUCUCGGGCGUCCGCUUCCUGCUGGGCAUUUUCGAGGCCGGCAUGAUGCCCGGCAUCGCCUACUACCUGUCGCGCUGGUAUCGGCGCAGCGAGCUGGCCUUCCGCAUCUCCCUCUACAUCGUCAUGGCGCCGCUCGCCGGCGCGUUCGGCGGGCUCCUAGCCUCGGCUAUUCUCACCCUCGACCACUUCGGCGGGCUCCACACCUGGCGCAUGAUCUUCGCCAUCGAGGGCAUCAUCACCAUCGGCCUGGGCCUGAUCGCCUUUGCCACGCUGACCGACCGCCCGGAGACCGCGCGCUGGCUGACGCAGGAGGAGAAGGACCUGGCGGUGGCGCGGCUGAAGGCGGAGCGCGUGGCAACGACCGAGGUGCUGGACAAGAUGGACAAGGCCAAGAUGCUGCGCGGGAUCUUCAGCCCGAUCACGCUGGGCACGGCGGUCAUCUUCCUCCUCAACAACAUCACGGUGCAGGGGCUGGCAUUCUUCGCGCCGACCAUCGUGCGCACCAUCUACCCGCACGCCAGCGUCGUGUCGCAGCAGCUGCACACGGUGCCGCCGUACGUGGUGGGCGCGUUCUUCACGGUGCUCUUCCCGCUGCUGAGCUGGACGUUCGACCGGCGCAUGGUCUUCUUCGUGGUCGGCCCGCCGCUGAUGAUGGUCGGGUACAUCAUGUUCCUGGCCAGCCAGGCGGCGAUGGUGCGGUACGGGGCGACGUUCCUGAUCGCCAGCGGGGCGUUUGCGUUUGGCGCGCUGUGCAACGCGCACGUCUCCAACAACGUCGUGUCGGACACGGCGCGGUCGGGCGCCAUCGGCACCAACGUCAUGCUGGGCAACGUCGGCGGCCUGAUCUCGACCUGGUCGUUCCUCCCCUUCGACGCGCCCGACUACCACAUCGGCAACGGGCUGAACCUGGCCACCUCGUCCAUGACGAUGAUCCUGGGCGCGCUGAUGUGGGCGUGGAUGAAGUGGGAUAACCGGAAGCGCGACCAGACGGAUGUCGACCAGGCGCUGGCGGGCCUGUCGCAGAAGCAGAUUCAGGAUCUGGAUUGGCGCAACCCGGCUUUCCGGUGGAAGACAUAG
Messenger RNA from Aspergillus terreus NIH2624, 1542 nucleotides. RefSeq names its product putative MFS transporter. The record is from RefSeq and is a predicted model, not a curated record. NCBI's taxonomy places the organism in Eukaryota, Fungi, Ascomycota, Eurotiomycetes, Eurotiales, Aspergillaceae. Gene Ontology annotation, biological process: transmembrane transport. The transcript has 2 exons. Gene Ontology annotation, cellular component: membrane. The coding region runs from base 1 to 1542 and encodes 513 amino acids. Gene Ontology annotation, molecular function: transmembrane transporter activity.